GACCGCGGCGGGGGCGGCUCGGUGCUGUGCCGCGGCGGGGCAGUGCGGAGCGGCGGCGGCGCUGGGCGAUGCGGAGCGGCCGGGCCCCGGGCAGAUGAUGGCGAUACGCGAGCUGAAAGUGUGUCUGCUUGGAGAUACUGGGGUUGGGAAAUCAAGCAUCGUUUGUCGAUUUGUCCAGGACCACUUUGAUCACAAUAUCAGUCCCACUAUUGGAGCAUCCUUCAUGACUAAAACUGUGCCUUGUGGGAAUGAGCUUCAUAAAUUUCUGAUCUGGGAUACAGCUGGUCAGGAGCGGUUUCAUUCCUUGGCUCCAAUGUACUACAGAGGCUCAGCAGCAGCAGUGAUAGUUUAUGAUAUCACCAAACAGGAUUCAUUUCAUACUUUGAAGAAAUGGGUGAAAGAGCUAAAAGAACAUGGUCCAGAAAACAUUGUAAUGGCCAUCGCUGGAAAUAAAUGUGAUCUUUCUGAUAUCAGAGAGGUACCUAUGAAGGAUGCCAAAGAAUAUGCAGAAUCUAUAGGUGCAAUUGUUGUUGAAACCAGUGCGAAGAAUGCUGUUAACAUUGAAGAACUCUUUCAAGGAAUAAGUCAGCAAAUUCCACCUUUAGAUCCUCAUGAAAAUGGUAACAAUGGAGCAAUCAAACUUGGAAGGCAGACUUCACAGACGGGUAGGCGGUGCUGCUGACCCAACUUGAUCUUUUGAGAUUUACUUGAAAAACAGCUCCAUUUACUCUUUCAUGGAGAAAGGACUUCAUGAUCUCAGUGACGUGGCUCCUUAUCUUGAAAGCAGUAAUUUCAAUACUUCCCGUGAGUAAUAACACAAGGACCAGAAGCAGAAAGCUUUACUUCAGAUGGAUUCUGUAAAACCUACUUGGAAAAUCCUUCCUAAUAUCUUGUCAAAAUUACAGUGUCCAAGUAUUCUGAUGCUCUGUUUCAGCUGAUGACUGUCCUUUUUAAAUAAAAAGAACCUUUUAUAUAAAUUCCAGAUUUGCUACCGAAAAAAUCUUUUUACAUUACAAAGUGGACAUGGCAUGUUUUUAGAGUUUUCUGUUUCGCACUGUGUAAGGGUGCAAAAACGCAUAAAACCUGAAUUUUGGCUCAGUUUCUCUGCCUUGUUAGCUGGACUCUGCUUCUGUAUUUUUCUAGAUCUGUAGCUUCAUCUUAUGCUUUCAGUAAAUACCAGCAAGAAUUGAACUGAAUUUGCUGACUAGAAGAAUGGAUCUGAAGGAUGAGCAAGUGCAGUUUGUUCAGGCUGCAAGUCAACAUCUGUGUCAAGAGGAGCUGUGCAUGAGAAGGAAUUGUCACGAAGGAGGCUGUUGGACCUCACUGCUCUGGAAAGAACUGAAGUAGCAGCAGCUGCACUUUGCUUGAAAUGAUUUUCAAGGCAUACGCUUCAUUAAUUGCUGAAAUUGUUAAAAACAUGAAUACCAGCUUAAUCUCUAUUGCUUACCGAGUUUCUGCCCUAUCUGAGUCCCAGGCUAAGAUUUCUCAGCUUAACAGUCCCACUUCUGUUUCUAAAAGAGUGCCACCCUGCCCCUGUGGGCCAGGACUCCUUUCCUGGCUCGCUCCAAGACAUCCCUGCAAGGCUGUUGGAGAACAACAGUUCUGUGCAAAAAUGGUUUGGGCUUAAAGACUGGAACCUGAUAAAGCAACAUAGAGUGUUUCCUUACAAGUGCAAUUCUCUUCCUUUGUGGAAUAGUCUCUUCAGCAACAUGGGGAUGCAAUAUGAGGAACUACUGCAUGAUGCCUUUGAAGCUUAUUUGCAGCACGUGCUAGAAAAAUAAAUCCCAGAGAUGGCUAUGAACUAGAAAUAAUGUAAAACUGUGUUCUUCACUUCCAUCUCUUAUGAAUAUAUGUGACUGAUUUUGCUUUUUCAUCGGUUCAGUUGGAAAUCUAAACAAGGGUGAAUUCACCUCAUAGUCCAACAUUGAUUUGUUCUCUUAUUGGGAAAAUAGACCUUAUCAUACCUUUUCUGGGGGCCUUAUGAAAAAUAAAAGAGGAAAGUAACCUUCUUCUAUAAAUCAUAAAUAGGCAGGCUAGAGCUGGGCUUCAGUGUUUAUGCAUAAACCCAGACUUUCUUGCUAGGCUGUGUGGUUGCUUUGAUAAAAUAGUACUAAUUAUUAGUGGUUGAACCAGAGCCGAGUCUACUGAAUGGGAUUAUUUCCUUUUCUUUGAAGGGCUUAAAUAAUUAAGAUCAGCUGAGAUGUUUCCCACCUCAUCUUACCUAAGAUCCCGAACUACACUGGUUUUUCACCUAAUAUCCUCUCUGAUUUUGGAUUCUUUUGAAAGCGCUCAUACCUGGAAAUUUGUAAGCACAAACACAAGAGCUCCCAAUAGAAAGGAUAGUUAGGGUGACCUUUCAGUUUUGUCACCUGUGCUGAUCAUGCCACUGCUUAAUUGCAGCAACUGUUCUAUUGACAAUCCAUCGUUGUUCAUAUGAGAAUUCAGCGGUCAUCACAGUCUAUAGUUGGUAAGGCUCCUUUAGGGACCAUCCAAGACAUCUCCACAAGGCUGUUGCAAGAACCACAGUUCCAUUCAAAAAUGAUUUGGGCUUAAAGGCUGGGAUGUAAUAAAGCAAAAUAGAGUGUUUCCUUACAUCCCAUCCCAGUGUGUCUGCUUGGGGAACCCAGGCAACUACAGUAGGGCAGGGGAGUUUACUGUGACCUAAACUAAUAGGAACUGAUCACUAAUACAGAUUAAUGCUAUUGAUGGGAUCUGUGGCUCAUCUGUGAAAGGCUAGACCUGGCAGCAAGAAAACAAGGUGAGGUGGAACCCACAUGUUUUAACACAAAAUUUAGCUCAAUGUGUAGUAGUUAUGCAUAACUGAUUUUUAAGUUUUCAUAGAUCUGUAUGGUAUUUGUCUUCAUAAUAUGAUGUCUCAAAUCUCAUUAAGCCUUACUUGAGAUGGCUGAAGGCUUUGUAAGACAGUUCUGCAAGUACUGUAUACUCCUAAUUUCUGAUACAACUGGCCUUUUAUGCGGAUCUGAAUGGAAUAGAUAUUGUCUUGACCAACCAGUUCUCACAGCUGCCACUGAGCUGCUUGUGAUUCAGAACAGGUUUUUGAGUUCCGCCUUUAAAUAGUGUAAAAUUGGAAAUCAUUACAAUGGAUUUCUGGCAGAUUUUAGAAUUCAAAUACUAGCAAAGUAGGCUCAAAGCUAUUUUUGCAUUAGGUGGGCCAAAUUUCAAUCACCUUGCUCUUCUUUUUCUCACUCGAAUAAGUUCGUAGAAUCUUGGAGUCACAGAAUGGUUUGGGUUGGAAGGGACCUCAAAGCCCACCUCCUGCCAUGAGCAGGGCUGCCACCCACCAGCUCAGCUGCCCAGGGCCCAUCCAACCUGGCCUUGAGUGCCUCCUGGGUUACGGUGAGCUUCAGCAGAGUACUCUGGAGUCUCGUGUAAAAGCAGCAAGGCACGGUGCUGUGUAGUAGCUUGUGUUUACUUUUAAGAUAGGGCCAAACUUCAGUGAUGAUGUCAGUUAUCUGCUGUUUGUCAAAGCUGAAGUGUAGCUUUAGCCUUCCUCUUCCACACUCUUCCAUACUUGUGGGUGAAUGGUUGGCUUAAGAAAUAGUGAUCUUCGCAUGUAAAAUUUUUGCUUUCUUUUGUUGCCUUUGUUGUUUGGAAAGUAAGCACCACCACCUUCAUAAACAGCCAGAGAAACGACAGACAAGCAAACAAUCUCCGAGUCAAAACUUUCAGCAGCGAUCGUAACUACCUACUGGUUAAUGGCUGGUUGAAAGCUAUGUGACUGUGCAGGAGCACUGAACUCUGUCACUGCUCGGCUCUCCUGGCAGCGAUAAGAACAGUGUGCAGUUCUUCAUUGGCCAGCCGGUGCUGGCUCUGUCGGAGACUGCUUGACUCAUGCGAGCUGGCAGCAGGACCGGGGUGCACUGCGGUGCCAGGUGUGUUUGAUGGAGUCUGUUUGCACUGUGACUCACAGCUGUGACUCUCCAACUGCAGGUGACUCGCUUUUCCGGCUUGUCGUGAGCUUGUUUGAAAACAAUAAUAGUAGAAGAUGAUGAAGGAACUUGUUUUCAUGUACACUCUGCAUAUGAGUGUGUAUGUAAGUACAGUUUUUUAUUGUUACGCUGACAAGUGGUGUAUUUUUUCACUAUGGCUGAGUCUCAUAUACUGAACUUUGUAUUCUGUAAGUACAUUUUUUGUUUAUGGUCAUUUUGCCUUUAUGAAGUUAAAGCUGCAGGCCGAGGGUAGCAAGAAUGUGAAGAUACACAUAGGUACAAUCGUUGAUGUGCCGUUUUUAUGCAUGAAAAUGGCAUAUUGUGAAAAAGUUGGCCUUGCAGCUGAGAAAUAUAGAAAAGGUCAUUGUUAUUCAAGAUUUGGCACUUGGAAAUGUUAAAGUUACGCUGAAAAAAAAAGCUGAUUAUUUUUAGUCAUGGUACAGCAGGUCUAUCUGAAGUGCUAAAACAUACCAUGGGUAUAUAUUAAUUACUAGGAAGGUUACCUAUUGCCCCUUGUCUCCUCAGUAAUUUUUCAUGGUGCAUGAUGGCGUGCAUUAUUAGAUCAUAACGAGAGCAUUCUCUCUACACUCAGACCUUUUCAGUGCAGUGAUGAUGUAGUUUACUACUCUACCCUUAACUAUUUAAGCCAGAGUCAGUGGUAAAUUGUCAGUUUAAAAUCACUUUCCAAGUACUCUUCCUCUGUUUUGUUUAUGUAAGGGCUUCGAUUGGGCUGGACCCACUUGCUUCAUAUAUGGGAUGCUGCAAUCUGUUAAUACUUUACCUUCCGUUUUACAUAUUAAUUGUAUCAUACCUAAUAAUAUUUUUGCCCUAAGAUGUACCUUCCGUGUUUUAUUUAACCUACAGUGAUUAACGCUAAUAAAUGGUUUAAAUGCCUCUGACUUGAGGACGCCUGGUUUCAAUAAAGCAGAACAACAGAGGUCCCAUUUUUCUCAUUAUUUGCUCUCCAAAAAUGGCUGUUUCCAGUCUGCGUGUUGCCUAACUGGGAUUUAAAAGAAUGUUGCUUGAAACAUGCACAGCUGGUCUCUCGGCAGAGCUGAAUGCAUUCCGGGAGGAUCCCAAAGUGCAGGUGGACUUUGAAAAAACAGAAAGUGUGAGAAUCCCUUUGCUAGAAGUUGUUUGACUUAACCCAUUAGAAGAGCAGUUCAUCCCAGCAGGGAAAUUUGGAACAGUGGAUGUUGGGAAAAA
Lagopus muta (rock ptarmigan) is the source of this 5156-nucleotide messenger RNA. It is a transcript of the gene RAB31, whose product is annotated as RAB31, member RAS oncogene family. NCBI's taxonomy places the organism in Eukaryota, Metazoa, Chordata, Aves, Galliformes, Phasianidae. The record is from RefSeq and is a predicted model, not a curated record. The transcript has 7 exons. Gene Ontology annotation, molecular function: GTP binding; GTPase activity. Bases 95 to 682 code for a protein of 195 amino acids.